UUUUUAAACCCCGUAACGGAUGAAAUUGCUCCGGGAUACAGCAAAGUCAUCAAGCACCCAAUCUGCAUUGCGGCAAUGGAAGAUAAAGUCGAAUCACACAAAUAUAACUCCCCGUCAGACUGGGAAGGAGACGUCAAUCUCAUGUACAAAAAUUGUAUUGACUACAACCGAGGCAAC
This is a messenger RNA of Phaeodactylum tricornutum CCAP 1055/1, 177 nucleotides long. RefSeq lists its product with no specific name. NCBI's taxonomy places the organism in Eukaryota, Bacillariophyta, Bacillariophyceae, Surirellales, Neidiaceae. The transcript has a single exon. Gene Ontology annotation, molecular function: protein binding. The record is from RefSeq and is a predicted model, not a curated record. The annotation marks the transcript as partial.